AAACCCUGAAGAACCGAAUAAAGAGAACAAAAAAAUCGAAGAAAUUAAUAAUUCUGAUUUUAUUUCAUUUUUGGAAGAGAUUAAAUUGGACUAUCAAGGUGCUGAUCAACCUUUACAAAGUGCGCUAGAUAAGUUUAAGGAUUAUUAUAAUAUUGAGAACUUGUUAAGUCUUAUCAUAACAAAGGUUUAUAUUUUAUCCGUUAAAGUAUUAUAUUUAGCAAAUUUUUAUAUUCAAAGAAGUCUUCAAUCUAUAAAAUAA
This is a messenger RNA of Dentiscutata erythropus, 259 nucleotides long. The record is from the annotation of a GenBank genome assembly. NCBI's taxonomy places the organism in Eukaryota, Fungi, Glomeromycota, Glomeromycetes, Diversisporales, Gigasporaceae.